Leptomonas pyrrhocoris is the source of this 851-nucleotide messenger RNA. RefSeq lists its product as hypothetical. The transcript has a single exon. Gene Ontology annotation, cellular component: mitochondrion. The record is from RefSeq and is a predicted model, not a curated record. NCBI's taxonomy places the organism in Eukaryota, Euglenozoa, Kinetoplastea, Trypanosomatida, Trypanosomatidae. Bases 249 to 851 code for a protein of 200 amino acids.
GCAGUAGAACACGCAACGAUUCUCUAGUUGUACAGGCAAACACUUACAGUGACAUACACACACACAUACACAUACGACAAAACAACGACUAAUACCUCGCUUGCAGGUGAUUUUCCUCAACCGCACAAGAUAGCAGUAGUGGUAGUACUAGUAGCAGUAAAAGAAGAACGGCAACACGCUCACUCCUCCUCAAGAUCACUAUCAGUUACCACAGCAGCAGCAGCAGCAGCAACAACGAAUAAGUGCAAAUGCUGCGUUUGUGCGCGAAGCGGCUAGGCGGCGCGAAGCAGCCCUCGCACGUGUACGAGCUGCGCACUCACACCAUCGCGCCGCACAACUACGACGCGUUCAACCAGCUCACGAUGAAGCACAUGUCCCUGCGUCCCACCGUCGGGGCCUGCCAGGGUUACUGGACCGUGCAGCUCGGCGGUGUCGGGCAGUUCGUGCAGAUUUGGCGUUACGACGACUUGCAGCAUCGCUACGAGUGCCACAAGGAGCUGGAGAACGAUCAGGAGUGGGUGCGGUCCUACGCAAAGCCAACCGACGAGCUGAUUGAAUCCAAGUCGAAUCAGGUGCUCCGUCUCCUCCAUCGCGAGGGCAACGCAAGUACGAAGAGCUACAAGUACCUUAUGCAGAUGUCGCCGCACAAGGAGAUCGAGCUGUCAGGGCCGAGCGCCAUCCUGGCGGCGACGUUUCAAGUCAUUGUGGGCGAUGACGAAGGGAAGUACUUGCAUUUGGUAAAGGGCCACAACCUGGAUGACGUAAUCCCCGUGAACCCGAUGGUUUGCUGCCGCUCAAAACUGCUAGGUCCGGUGCGCUGGUCAACGUCGAUGAAUUGCCUUUGGCGUUAA